AUGGUCGAGGCGAAGAUCACCAAGAUGACUCGAGAGGACGAGGGCUCGUCGCGCCUGAUCAGCAUGAAGAAGAAGCUCAAGAAGACCCUGGAGAGCUCAGCGGACGAGACCGACGACGAGGAGAUGACGCCCAGCUCGUCUUCGCAGGUGCCAGAGGAAUCAAUCGACUUCACUUUCGAAACGAUGGAUCAGGAGGACCUCAGCAUGCUUCUCUCAGGGGAGCUGGUCUUCACCAGAGGUCACCAGGCGUGGCGCAGGUUCGCUUUGAAGAUCGUCAAGUUCAUGGUGCAGGUGAGUAUCAACCUCGCCAUGGCCAUAGCGGUGCCGCUGGGGUAUCAGAAGAAGGACGAUCCGUUGAAUUGCAGUCAUCCAGCCUGCCUUCGUCGCCCCGGAUCCAACUCGACGAGCGUGUGCGUACACUGCGCGGGCUGCGACCUCCGCCUGAUGUUGCGCGACAAGACCCCGGAGGAGAUCCAGGAGGCGGCGAACCGCAAGCGGCUCAAGGAGCAGAGGCAGGCCAGGAGGAUGGCCCAGCGCGUCAAGGACGAGAUGCCCUACGAGCCGCCGACCUCACACAUCAACCCGGGGAGCGUGCAGGGAUCGGGCGGAGUCGUGGAGACGGAGCCGCAACCCCCGCCCGGACUUCGCUCCAAGGCGGGGCCAUCGGUCUUGUCAGCGGUCAAGUCGAACUCCCCCACGCACGUCUUCAAGAGCGACAGCUCUCUCGAGAUCGAGAUGAAG
Prorocentrum cordatum is the source of this 741-nucleotide messenger RNA. Lineage: Eukaryota; Dinophyceae; Prorocentrales; Prorocentraceae. The record is from the annotation of a GenBank genome assembly.